CAAGCCCGGCGGGCGCAGUAGCUGGUUUGGGACUGUGAAGAUGAGUUUGCAUCGCAGGCGCUUGCUGCUCUUCCUGGGGGGAGUCGCCCUCCUGCUGGCUGCGGGGGGCUCCGGCUCCUCUUCCUCUCACUCCCUGCGCUGCUUCUACACUGGGGUGUCUGAGUCUGGCCCGGGGCUACCCCAGUUCAUCGUUGCGGCCUAUGUGGACAACCAGCCUAUCAGUCGCUACGACAACAUCACAAAGAGGGUUUUGCCUCUAGUCCCCUGGAUGGAGAAGGUGGUGGAGGAUGAGGCCGGGUACUGGGAAGAGCAGAGCCAGAUAUUGCAGGACACAGAGGCUGUGUUCAGAGUGGAUCUGGUGAUGCUGCGGGAUCGCUUCAACCAGAAAAACAGCACAGGGCUCCACACCUGGCAGUGGAUGUACGGCUGCGAGGUGGGGCCGGACGGGCGGUUCACUGGGGGGCUUUACCAGUUCGCCUACGACGGGGAGGACUUCAUCGCCCUGGACAGGGAAACCCUCACCUGGACGGCCCGCGUCCCCCAGGCCCAGGAGAACAAGCGGAGGUGGGAGGGCGAGAUCCAGUGGGCCGAGCGCACCAACUUCUACCUGGAGGAGACCUGCGUGGUGUGGCUGGGAAGGUACCUGGGCUACGGCCAGGAGAGCCUCCUGAGGACAGAGGCCCCAAUGGCAAGGGUGACACGCAAGAAGGGCCACGAUGGCCAGGAGACCCUAUUCUGCCAGCUCUAUGGCUUCUACCCCAAGGAGAUCGAGGUCACCUGGAUGAAGGACGGGGAGGACCGGAGGCCGGAGACCCUGACGGGGGGUGUUGUCCCCAACUCGGACGGGACCUACCACACCUGGCUCAGCAUCGAGGUGGACCCCAAGGAGAGGGAUCGCUACCGGUGCCGGGUGGGGCACGACAGCCUUCCGGAGAUCCUGGACUUGGCCUGGGAGGAGCCAGGACCGAGCUGGGGGCUCAUUGUGGGAGUCCUUGUCGGGGUCACCCUCGCUGCCCUUGCGCUGGGGGCUGGAGUCGCCCUCUACCGGAAGCCAAGACUCCUGGAACCCAGGCCUGCCUGCUCCCCUCCCGUCUUCCGUGACUCCUGCUCUGAUACUUGGGGGUGGGCUCAGCGAGAGCCAUCCCUGUUGGGAUAUGGCAAGAUCUAA
Heteronotia binoei (common prickly gecko) is the source of this 1168-nucleotide messenger RNA. RefSeq names its product class I histocompatibility antigen, F10 alpha chain-like. NCBI's taxonomy places the organism in Eukaryota, Metazoa, Chordata, Lepidosauria, Squamata, Gekkonidae. Gene Ontology annotation, biological process: immune response. The coding region runs from base 41 to 1168 and encodes 375 amino acids. The transcript is spliced from 6 exons. The record is from RefSeq and is a predicted model, not a curated record. Gene Ontology annotation, cellular component: external side of plasma membrane.